CCAGCCCCCCACCCUAGGGCCGCGUGCCCCAGGGCCCGGCUCUGAACCCCAGCACCGCCGCUCCCCCAGCAGACGGGGCCUGGGCGCUCAGAGGUGGCAGCUGGCCCUGGCCAAGGCCCCUGCACUCGAGGAAAGGAGAACCACAAACGCAGGACAGAGCCGCGGAGCUCACGGGAACAGCCUGCUGAUGGGCAUGGGGGCUACUCAAGUGAUGAGAACCUGGAGAGACCAGAUCCCUCUAAGGCGAAGGGACGUGGGUCAGGCACGCAGCCGCAGGCCGGGACCUGGCCCCGAGCCCAGAGGAGCUCCCAGCGCCCUACGGAGGAUGUAGAGUCUCCCAGACCAUGGGUGAAGUACAGAAGGGGUUGCUCGCUGUCAUCCAAAAGCUCAAGGGCUCCGUGGAGCAGGAACUGCGGAUCGUCCUGCUGGGGCUGGACAAUGCCGGAAAAACCACUCUGCUGAAGUGCCUGGCAUCGGAGGAGGUCAGCACCAUCACCCCCACGCAGGGGUUCAACAUAAAAAGUGUGCACUCACACGGCUUCAAGCUGAACGUCUGGGACAUCGGUGGGCAGCGUGCCAUCCGCCCCUACUGGAAGAAGUACCUGGGCAACACAGACACGCUGAUUUAUGUCAUUGACAGCGCUGACAAGAAACGCUUUGAGGAGACCGGGCAGGAGCUGGCGGAGCUGAUCGAGGAUGAGAGUCUCACCGGUGUCCCUUUGCUGGUGUUUGCCAACAAGCAGGAUCUGGCAAGUGCAGCACCAGCUGCAGAGAUCGCAGAGGGACUGAAGCUACCUACGUACCGGGACCGCCAAUGGCAAAUCCAGGCCUGCUCAGCCCUGUCUGGAGAAGGAGUCCAGGAUGGGAUGAACUGGAUUUGCAGCCAGAUCACAAGCCGGAAGAAGUGACUGAAUGGAGCUGCAGUUCGCACAGCCAGCUCACCCGCUCCGAGAGAUUCCCAGCAAUAGGCCCUCCCUGGAUCCCCAGGCACAGGCUGCUGAGCUCAAAGGGCCUUUGUCGGCCAAGCUCUCCUUGCUCAUCAGCUUCUCUGGAAUUCCUCACCCUCCUGGGUUUCAUUUGGUCACUGGUGUAUCUGCAGUUCCUGAAUUGUGGAGGGAGGGCAGCAUCAAGGGCUCCAGUGGAGCCAGGAGCAAGCCUCUAGACCAGCGUUUUUCAAAAUUCGGGUUGCGACCCAGUACUGGGUUGCUCUGGUCAGCACUGCCGACUGCUUCAUUAAAAGUCCUGUCGGUGGUGCUGCCCAGCCAAGGCACGCUAGUGCCUACCUGUUCCGACACCACACUG
Molecule: messenger RNA, 1302 nt
Organism: Trachemys scripta elegans
Lineage: Eukaryota; Metazoa; Chordata; Testudines; Emydidae
Gene: ARL3
Product: ADP ribosylation factor like GTPase 3
Exons: 7
Coding region: 345-908 (187 amino acids)
Biological process (GO): cilium assembly
Cellular component (GO): microtubule cytoskeleton; cytoplasm
Molecular function (GO): GTP binding; GTPase activity
Source: RefSeq, a predicted model, not a curated record